This is a messenger RNA of Synchiropus splendidus (mandarinfish), 1647 nucleotides long. RefSeq names its product potassium voltage-gated channel, subfamily G, member 1 (gene kcng1). Gene Ontology annotation, cellular component: membrane; voltage-gated potassium channel complex. The transcript is spliced from 3 exons. NCBI's taxonomy places the organism in Eukaryota, Metazoa, Chordata, Actinopteri, Syngnathiformes, Callionymidae. Gene Ontology annotation, biological process: protein homooligomerization; regulation of delayed rectifier potassium channel activity; potassium ion transmembrane transport. The record is from RefSeq and is a predicted model, not a curated record. The coding region runs from base 76 to 1647 and encodes 523 amino acids. Gene Ontology annotation, molecular function: delayed rectifier potassium channel activity.
CUGAGCUGUGCUCAAGUCGCGCUGAAGCCUGCGGAAAGGUGGAUCCUGCUCACGUCACUGGCCGUCACAGCUGGCAUGCGCAGAGGUCGCUGGUGGCACCUGCAGCUCAGGCAUGUGAAGAUGACCCUGCUGGCGGGCGAGGGCUCUGACUGCGACUACAGCGCGCUGAGCUGCGCCUCGGACUCGUCCCUGAACGCUCCUCCUCUGCAGGAGCAGCAGGCCCAGAAGGGGGCCUUCUACCAGCGGGCCCAGCCGGCCCCCAAGUCCAGCAGCCUCCAGGACGGCUCCCGCCGGCUCCACGCCAUCAUCAACGUGGGGGGGCUGCGCUACCAGCUGCCCUGGAGCACCCUGGAGGACUUCCCCCUGACGCGGCUGGGCCGGCUGCACCUGUGCCGCAACCUGGAGCAGAUCAUGGGCCUCUGCGACGACUACGACGUGGCGCACCACGAGUUCUUCUUCGACCGCAGCCCCUGUGCCUUCAGAAGCAUCCUCAGCCACCUGCGCGCCGGGAAGCUGCGCUCGCUGCGGGAGAUGUGCGCCCUCUCCUUCAGGGAGGAGCUGCUGUACUGGGGCGUCCCUGAAGAGAGCCUGGAGUGGUGCUGCCGCCGCCGCCUGCUGCAGCGCCUGGACCAGAUGGAGGCCAUCGAGAGGGCGGAGAAGGAGGAGGAGAAAGAGGAGGAGGAGGGGGGUGUGAUGGAGGAGUCCCGGCUGAGCCGCUGCAUGGGGCGGCUGCGGGACAUGGUGGAGAGGCCUCAGUCAGGACUGGCCGGGAAGAUCUUCGCCUGCCUGUCCGUCCUGUUCGUGGCCAUCACAGCCGUCAACCUGUCCGUCAGCACCAUGCCGGCCAUGCGGGCGGAGGAGGAGGCGGGCACCUGCUCCCAGAUGUGCUACAGCCUCUUUGUGGUGGAGACGGUGUGCGUGGCCUGGUUCUCCCUGGAGUUCUCGCUGCGCUUCAUCCAGGACCGGAGCAAGCUGACCUUCCUCCGCCAGCCGCUCAACCUCAUCGACGUGCUGGCCAUCCUGCCCUACUACAUCACCCUGCUGGUGGACAGCGCCGCCCCCGGCCAGAGGCGCCCGGGCUCCGGCGGCAGCUACCUGGACAAGGUGGGUCUGGUGCUGCGCGUCCUGCGAGCGCUGCGCAUCCUCUACGUGAUGCGCCUGGCCCGCCACUCUCUGGGCCUACAGACCCUGGGGCUGACCGCGCGGCGCUGCACCCGCGAGUUCGGCCUCCUGCUGCUCUUCCUGUGCGUGGCCAUCGCCCUCUACUCCCCCCUGCUGUACCUGAUGGAGAGUGAGAUGGCCUCAGCUCAGGAGUUCAGCAGCAUCCCCGCUACCUACUGGUGGGCCGUCAUCACCAUGACCACCGUGGGCUACGGCGACAUGGUGCCGCGCAGCGUCCCGGGGCAGGUGGUGGCACUGAGCAGCAUCCUGAGCGGCAUCCUGCUCAUGGCCUUCCCCGUCACCUCCAUCUUCCACACCUUCUCGCGCUCCUACAUGGAGCUGAGGCAGGAGCAGCAGAGAGCGCUGCAGAGGAGGACGCACUUCCUGCUGCGCAGCCGCGUGGCCGGCCUGGGCAGCAGCCUCUCCCUGGACGGGGGCGUCCUCUUUCCUGGUGGCUCGCCAGACGACGUUAACCUGGACCGCUGA